Molecule: messenger RNA, 3873 nt
Organism: Scleropages formosus (Asian bonytongue)
Lineage: Eukaryota; Metazoa; Chordata; Actinopteri; Osteoglossiformes; Osteoglossidae
Gene: fam184b
Product: family with sequence similarity 184 member B
Exons: 18
Coding region: 333-3653 (1106 amino acids)
Source: RefSeq, a predicted model, not a curated record
AUACUCACACCCCCCCCCAGUUAUCAAUGAAGCCGCCUGCUUGAGAGCAGGAGCUGCGCGCGCCUGGGAGCCGCGCGUGGCGUCCGCAUCUCACCCCCAGCGGAGCGCGCAGCAUGCAGCCGCGCGGCACCUUUAAAACGCGUAAUUUGCAAGCCAUGGAGAGGACGGACUUGCGCGGUCUCGUGUGUUCACUUGUCGUGUUCUGCCAGCACAAUGCGGGGGGUCACCUCUGGUGCGGGAAACACGCCGUCUCGUCUGUGAUCGCGAGCGGGGAUCUCUAGGGAGACUCCUGCGUGGACGCACACCGACACGGCAGGGCGGGGGGGGGGGACAUGGCUUCGAGCUCCGGCAAGACGGCGCAGCCGAGCGGAGCUUGCAACGGGACCGCCGCCGACUUGCCCAACAUCGAGCAGGAGCUCUACGACUACCAGAUGCACACGAAGAUGUGCAAGAAAAUAGCGCAGCUCACCAAGGUCAUCUACUCCCUGAACAUGAAGUAUGAGGAGCAGGAGACAGCACUGCAGUCCUUGCGUGAGGCCCAUGAAGAGGAGCUGCGCAAGAUGGCUGAGGAGGCUCAGGGAAAGCUGGUGCCCAGCAAGGUUCGACCCGAAGAGGAGCUGGAGCUGCACAGGCGCCUGCAGGCCCUGGAGGACUCGCUGGAGGAGCAGCUGCGGCUCAAGGCGGAGAUCCUGGACAAUUUCGAUUCUUUCCGGCAGCAGGUGGAGCAGAAGGACUUGAGGACGGAGACGGAGCACGCCGAGCGCCUUGCCGCAGUCUCCAGGGAGGCGCUGGACAUGAGGAAGGAGCUGGAGGGCAGGGUCCAGUCCCUUAAUCGGCUCAAGGAGCAGCUGGAGGACGAGAAGGAGCACAUUCUCGCAGAGUUAGAACUGGCCAGGCAGGAGUCCCGAGGCUUGCGGGAGGAGUGUCGGGAGCUCCAGCAGACCAUCCUGGAUGAAAGGGAACACUCGGAGGAGGUGUGCAGAGCCAGGACGUGCACCCUCCAGGAAGAACUGGCGGCGCUGCGAGAGGAGAAGCAGACCGUGGAGGAGCAGUGCCAGAGGACGGUGAGCGAGCUGAAGGAGGCGCAGCAGGAGGAGCAGGAGGCAUUGAGGAGGACCCUACAGCAGUCCCUGUCGGAGAAGCUGGCCCAGUGGCAGCAGAGGGAGCUGGAGCAGAGGAACACACUGCAAGCCGCCCUGCAGCAGAAACUGAAGAAGACAGAGGAGGAACUGGAGAUCAAGGGUCAGAGGCUGAGCGAGAGCAGGAGGCAUGCUCUCAAACUGCAGGAGAGAACAAAGGACAUUGAGGGCCAGCUGGAGGAGGCCCGGCGCCGCGUCUCGGAGGCGGAGGCCAGCACGAGGAAGGCCGAGGAGGAGCUGGCUGUGGCCAAGGAACGUCUGCUUCUGCAGGAGAACGAGCUGCAGUGCAAGUCAGAGGAGCUGAUGAUCCAGUGUUCGUCACAGAGCAAGGCGAACGCCGAGGCCGAGGAGCUGCGGGCGCUGGUGUGCCGCCUGCAGGGCCGCAUCGCCGAUCUGGAGCAGCAGAGCAGUGGGAAGACAAGUGACCACGUGCGGCAGGCAAAGCAGCACGCGGAGGCCCUGGCCGCCCAGAGGCAGGAGCUCCAGAGGGCCCACGCGGAGGAGCUGAGGCGUGUGAGGCAGCAGAUGGACGAAGAGCGAGCGAGGCUGCGGGAGCAGCUGAGGAAGGGCCUCGAGGAGCUGAUGAAGAAGCAAGCCGCCGAGCUGAGGAGCGCACAGGCCUCCGUGGACGUCGAGAGGAAGAAGGCUCAGAAGGAGCUCCAGGUGCAGGCCGAGGAGUUCCGGAGGAGGAGCGAGGAGGAGCGCAGGGAGCUGGAGAGGGAGAAGGAGGUUCUGUGCGCUCGGCUGCAGGAGUCCGUCUGCGAGAUCUCCCGGCUGGAGGCCAUCAUCGAGCAGGGCGCGAGAGCUUCCGAGCCUGCGUCGGAGGUGGCGCCCCCUUGUGGCGAGCGCUGCUCCGGGUUACGAGCGGAUCUGGAGAGGGCGCGGCAGAUCGCCGCGGAGAUAAAGGAAGAGCACGAGCUGCUGAAAGCAAAACACCAGGCCGAGGUGUCGGCGCUCCAGAAGGAGAAGGACGCUGCCGAAGAGAGAAUUCUAAAGCAGGCCGAGAGACACCAGGACGAGAAAAUAAGGGCAGCGUGCGAGAGCCUGAAGAAGGACCUGACGGAGCAGCACCUCCUGGCCGUGAGCCGCCUGGAGAGGGAGAAGGACGAGGAGGCGGAGCAGAUGAGCGAAAGCUGGAGGGAGAAAGUGAAAGAGCUGCGGACGCAGUUAGAGGAGGCCAAGAUCGGCUCGGCUGCCGAAACGAGGGAGCGCGGAGAGCUGCACCUCAGUGACGACAGAGGUGGCCUCAAGUGUCAGGAGAACAUGAAGAUCAGCUACAGCCUGAAGAUGCAGCAGUUGCCCAGUAUCCCGGAGAAAGGACAAGUGGCCGAAGGACAAGAUUUCAAGGAGUUGGAGGAGGCGCUACGGGCCGAGCGUCACGCCCACCAGCUGGCGCUGCGGACCCUCGAAGAGCGGCUGCAGGGGGAGCUACAGGCGGAGCGGCACCGGCAACAGGCACAGCAGAAGCUCCUCUUGGACAGACAGAAAGCUGAGCUGGCGCAGCAGCACGCCGACUGGAGCCGCCAGGUUACGCAGAGGCACAUGCAGCAGAUGGAGGAUCUGCAGGCGGAGCUGCGAACCCACACUGAGCUGGUGGCCCUGCAGCAGGAUUUCAAGCAGCAGAAUCAGGUCCAGGCCUUUGAGAGGCAGCUGGAUGAGUGUCACAGCGAGGUGCUGGACCUGCGGAGGGAGAACAGCGAGCUGAAGGAACAGCUGGCCACCCUUCGCUCCCAGGUGGACAGUAAGACACAGGAGCUGAACCAGCUGCAGGGCACGGAGCAGCACCAAAAGAGGUCCUGGGAGGAGGAGGUAGUGAGCAGGCAACACAUGGAGGUGGAAUGCCUGAAGCGAGAGCACAGAAAGGAGAUCCAGACCAUUGUGUCAGACUUCAGCAGUGCCCAGACGAGGAUGCAAGCACGAAUUGUCGCCUUGGAAACAGAACUAAGGGAAAAAGAUGAGAAGUCAAAGAGGCGAGAAUCCAGGAUCGAGGAUCUGCAUGUAAUUGGAAAACUACAAGAGAAGCUCAAUGAAAGAGAGCAAGUAAUUAAGCGACUUCUUGAGGAGCGUCAACAUCUUCAGCAUAUGACAAGUGACAAUGCCGCUGUGAAAGCCUACGAAAACAGACCUCAACCAGGCAGCCUCACACCAACAAUGAGGAAGAAGAAGCUGGAGGAGAUGCCACCUCGAGUCACCAGUGUUCCAAACCUCAGCUCUUAUGAGAAGAGCUUUCUAGGGCCAGAAGCUGCGGCGGGAGUCCGCUCCCCCCAGGCAAUGAAGUCCCCCAGCUUCGAGCAUGCCAGGAGCAUUUCCCGAACCAGCACGCCCACCGCCCAGGGCCCAGAGCUCCGACAGGGGCCCAGGUACAACAGAUCACCCUCGGAGGAGGUCCAGCAGAACUUUGACAGCUAUACCCAGCCCUCCAGGACAUCUUUUGAACAGAGACACCCUGAACCUAUGACAGAAGCUCAGGAACUCCAGCGGCAAGAGUGGUUCACAAAGUAUUUCUCCUUCUGAAGACAAAUCACCUGCCUUUGAAAAGCAUCCAUUUUAAAACCUUUAAAUAUAUAUAUAUAUAAAAUAUAUAUGCUGGCAAACACUGCUUCCAUUUAUACAGUUUCUGAAUGUUUAAUCAUGCAGUAACAGUCUUGAACUGUGUCAUGCAGUGUGCUCAUUCAAUGUAGAUCCACACUGAACACAUGAAUAAAAAAAAAGUUUUUUUCCUAUGCCUUUGUGC